Molecule: messenger RNA, 418 nt
Organism: Chrysochloris asiatica (Cape golden mole)
Lineage: Eukaryota; Metazoa; Chordata; Mammalia; Afrosoricida; Chrysochloridae
Gene: DDA1
Product: DET1 and DDB1 associated 1
Exons: 5
Coding region: 110-418 (102 amino acids)
Biological process (GO): positive regulation of proteasomal ubiquitin-dependent protein catabolic process
Cellular component (GO): Cul4-RING E3 ubiquitin ligase complex
Source: RefSeq, a predicted model, not a curated record
GCUGGAAGUUACUGUGCGGCGGCAGUGGCUGAGAAGGCGGCAGUGGUGGCGGCGACGGCGGCGGCUGAGGAGACGGCGGCGGCGACGGCGGGGACGGUGGCAACAGAAGAUGGCCGAUUUUCUGAAAGGAUUGCCCGUCUACAACAAAAGCAAUUUUAGCCGAUUCCAUGCUGACUCCGUGUGCAAAGCUUCGAACCGACGUCCCUCAGUCUACCUGCCCACGAGGGAGUACCCAUCUGAACAAAUCAUCGUGACAGAAAAGACAAAUAUCCUCUUGCGCUACCUACAUCAGCAAUGGGACAAAAAGAACGCUGCCAAGAAGCGAGACCAGGAGCAAGUGGACCUGGAGGGCGAGAGCUCAGCUCCCCCUCGCAAGAUCGCACGGACCGACAGCCAGGACAUGCACGAGGACACUUAA